Molecule: messenger RNA, 2516 nt
Organism: Diatraea saccharalis (sugarcane borer)
Lineage: Eukaryota; Metazoa; Arthropoda; Insecta; Lepidoptera; Crambidae
Source: the annotation of a GenBank genome assembly
CUCCACUAGAUGGCGAAUCUAGUGGAGGUGCUUUAUUAGUGCUUUAUAAUGCUUCCUCAUUGUUGGUCAAAUAUUUAUAAUAUCGGUAUUAAAGUAUAAUACCGAUAUUAUAAAUAUUUGACAUAGAUUAUACACUUAUUUGAUAAUGCAACGCGAUAGUUUAAAAGUGAAUAAGUUGCAUUAAAGUAAGAACAAAUAAAUUACAAAACGAUGUUUUAUUUAAUGGAAUAUAUAAGAUAGGGAAAUAAUUUUAAACUACAUAUGGACAUAACUAUAUGGACCGACUAAUGUUAUAAAUCUCUGCCUUUUUCUAAUAAAACAACAACAGUAAUAUGACGCUGACAGUGACAGAACAGAUGUCAAGUGUUUACAUAUGGUUUACAUAAAUACAAAUAAAUUUUUGCAUUUUUGCAUUGAAUAAAAUAUGCUGUGAUAAUAUUUGUCUCGAUAGGAGUUCGUAAAUAUUAGUUCAGCUUCCAUUGAUUUUAAAUCAAAUUUUAUCUUGGAAUAAUACGCAUUGAAAGUUAAAGAUAUCAAUGCGGUUUGGAAAGUUUUAAAUGUCAGAUUAUUAUUUUUAAAGGAAACUACUAUGACCGAGUAUCAACGAGACAAACCCGAUAUGUUAACCUUACAUAAAUUAUUGAUUUGUAUAGUCGGAUUGAUGUUCCUUUAUGAUUACUACAAUACUAAAGCACCUGUUGUAGUCCGCGUGAAAAAUCCCAAGUUUUCACUUCUUGGACCUUAUAACACUUCGGAGUACUUAUUGGAUGAUGUGUAUGAUCAAUUAAUUGAUAUAAAGAACUUCACCUUCAAGACAAACCCUCACCCUUGCAUGGAAUAUCCAGCAGGUCUAUUGUUGGUUAUCAUAGUAUCUUCAAAACCUUCAAAUUAUAAAAACAGAAUGGUUAUUCGUAACACAUGGGGUCGUUCAGUUGAUUCAACAAAAGUUGUAUUUCUCCUAGGUGACCCUUACAAUGAAUCAAUUAGUCAAAAAAUUCAAAAUGAGAGCUUAGUGUAUGGCGAUGUUGUGCAAGGAAACUUUGCAGAUGCUUAUAGAAACAUGACAUAUAAACACGUAAUGGGCUUGAAGUGGGUAGCUCAUCGCUGUCCCAAUGCUAAAUAUGUUUUGAAAACUGAUGACGAUAUAGUUGUGAAUUCUUAUGAGUUGAGACGGUUCUUGGUUAAAGAGUUGUCACCAUGGGGUGCGAAAGGAUUGAUAACUUGUCAGGUGUUGGAGCAUGCUGAAGUUCAGAGAUCUCAAAGGUCUAAAUGGAGAGUGUCACCUAUUGAGUAUGCAGCACCUUAUUACCCAACAUAUUGUGCAGGUUGGGCAAUACUGUAUUCUCGAGAUGUGGUACCACAGCUGCUAACUGUAGCUCAAAGACUUCCCUACUUUUGGAUUGAUGAUGUUCAUAUAACUGGGGCAUGUGCACAACAGAUCGGAGUAGCACGUACACCUCUAUCAACUCUGAUACUCAACCAGCUCCGUGUAAGCUUAUUGACCAAAUUAGGGCCAAAAUCUGUUGGUCCCUUCAUAUUUGGACCUCCUGAUCUUAGCAUAGAUAAAAUAAAAAAGAUUUGGAAUGCUAUACCUCAAUGAAUAAUUUUAAAUUGUAAUAUCUAAUCUUGAAUUGAAGCAUCCUUGAGAGAUAAUAGGAUCUAGUAACUGUAACAGCACUAGAAUAUCUACUAAACUAUUUUGUAAACUAGAAUGAUAGUUUUUUGUGCGAUUGCUACAAUGUAUCUUGUUUUUUUUAACUAUCAUUCUAAUGCAACUGAUAUGAUAGCAUAUAACAACAUAAUUUUAUAAACAUCAAACAAGCAGCAAUUGUCAUUCAUAGAGGAGUGAAGAAAGAAUAAAGUGUAAUUUUAUCCAAUAAUACAUCAUCAAUAAGGCAGCCAAUUGUGCAUUUAAUUUAAUUGUAAUCGAUUGUUUUGUCCUGUAUUGGUGUAAAAUAAAGCUUAUUUCAUUCAUUCAUUACUGCAUAUUUGGGUAUAAGAAGGAAGAGAAUAAUUCAUUACUAAAAGACAAAAUGUUCAAAAAAGCUUGAUUUCGUACUACAUGUGCUAGUGCUGCCAUCUAGUCACGCUGAGAUUUGCGUAAUAUUCCCUAUUAAUUUAUACUAAUCGUUUUAAUACAUAUAGAUAAAAGUUACCAAAUAUAGAAAUAUAAAAUGGAAUAAUCAAAUUGCAUAUAAAAUCAUUAUAAAAAACUAUAUACACUUUGAAAUAAACCAGGGGAAUCCAUAAGCUGAUCACUAAUUUCCUGGAAUUAUUGUCAAUUUACAAAUUUUCCCAUUUUAGGAAUAAUUUAAGAAGAAAUUUCAAUGUUCAAUAUUAGGAAAUAUGUUUCAUAAUCAGUUGCUUUCCUCGAAUAAUAUAUAAUAUUUGUUUAAGAAUACUGUGGUAAACAAGUACAGUUGAUUUAUAUAGUGCCAUCGGCUUAUAUAAUGUAGGAAAUGUACUUUUUACCCGACUGCGCGACGCAAAGGAGGGUAAUGUGUUUAUCAGUCUAU